AUGGCUACCACCCUUGAGAGAAAGGCUUACUCGCCUGAAGUCGGCGAGACCCAGACUCAGAAUGGCUUCACACCUGAAGAGGAGAAGCAGGUCUUGAGAAAGAUUGAUCGGGUCAUCUUACCAAUGAUGUGCUUUGUCUUUUUCCUUCAAUAUCUAGACAAGCAAUCACUCUCUUAUGCUGGCGUAUUCGGUCUCAUCACGGACCUAAACAUGUCCAGCAGUCAGUUCUCAUGGUGCAGCUCCAUCUUUUACGUCGGCCAAUUGGUCUCGGAGUAUCCCUUUAUCUAUCUUAUGUCUCGACUCCCUAUCAACAAAUUCGUGGGUACAACAGUUUGCAUCUGGGGAAUCGUCUGCAUGUGUCUCGCCGCACCUCAGAACUUUGCCGGUUUCGCCGCAGUCCGCUUCCUGCUCGGUUUCGCUGAAGGCGCCGUCUCCCCAUCCUUUAUCACCAUGACAGCAAUCUGGUAUCGCAAAUCGGAACAUAGUUCCCGAACUGCUCUUUGGGUUACCAUGAACGGCAUCGCGCAGGUCAUUGGCUGUCUUUUGAUGUAUGGCAUUGCGAAGAAUUCUUCGCUGUCGCUUCAGCCAUGGAGGACAUUGUUCCUGGUUUGUGGUGCUAUUACCUCCGUGGCUGGAGUUGCGUUUUAUUUAUUGAUUCCCAAUGGUCCCAAGGAUGCGUGGUUCUUUACUCCUCGUGAAAAGGAAGUCAUGGCCCUCCGCAUGGCGGCUGAUAGGGAAGGAGGCGACAAGACGAACUUCUCAAUGGCUCAACUCAGGGAAACACUCCUCGACCCCAAGGCGUGGUUCGUCUUUUGGUUCGGCGUGCUGGUCACCAUGCAAAGCCCUGUGUUGACAUUCGCAAGUCUUGUCAUCAAGAGCCUGGGCGCGGAUAAGUUUCAGACAAUCCUGUAUACGGCGCCGUCGGGAGCAGUUCAGAUUCUGUUGUUGUGGAUUGGCGUCUUGCUUUGCUAUUUGGUACCCAACAAUCGCACGGUGGUUGCUUUUUGUCUUUGCAUUCCCCCUUUGGUGGGUAAUGUGUUGUUGAUGAAGUUGACGGUUUCUGCGGGAUGGGGUUUGAUUGUUGCCUCCUGGCUGUCAUCCUGUAUCUCAGCACCCUGGUCCAUCCUCCUCUCCCUCGCCGCCUCCAACUCUAAGGGAAACACAAAACGCGCCAUUGUCAAUGCCAUGUUCUUCAUCGGCUACUGCGCCGGCUGCAUUGCUGCACCUCAGCUCUGGACUCAUGGACCCCGGUACUUUUCCGGCGUGGUGACUUCUAUUGUGACCUGGUGUCUUUUGGCUACCGUUGUACUAGCUUACUGGUACGUGUGUUGGAAAGACAAUAAAAGCAGAGAUGCAGAGAAGCUCGAGCGGACUGAUUCCUCCGAGGAUGGAAUGGCUUUGGAUGAGAAUGGGUUGCCGGUUGGCGACAUGACGGAUAAGGAGGACCGGCAUUUUAGAUAUAGCUACUAA
Messenger RNA from Talaromyces marneffei, 1470 nucleotides. RefSeq lists its product as uncharacterized. Gene Ontology annotation, molecular function: dipeptide transmembrane transporter activity; allantoate transmembrane transporter activity. Gene Ontology annotation, cellular component: plasma membrane. The record is from RefSeq and is a predicted model, not a curated record. The transcript has 4 exons. Bases 1 to 1470 code for a protein of 489 amino acids. NCBI's taxonomy places the organism in Eukaryota, Fungi, Ascomycota, Eurotiomycetes, Eurotiales, Trichocomaceae. Gene Ontology annotation, biological process: transmembrane transport; dipeptide transport; allantoate transport.